ACACACAGCCCGGAGGCACGGCACGGGGUACGCAAAAGGAUUCCAGUUCGAACGUUCGAGGAAAGAGUCAUUUUCAUCGGAAACACAUCGGUCUGGUCGUGGAGUCAUGCCCUCGGGGGCAUUUGUUUUGAACGAAACGGGAGAGUGCUCCCCGUUUUGGGCUGUGCGCGUAAAUCGACGGUAGAGGUCGAUUGAACAGAGUGUUGCAAUAGUGGUGAGUGCGAUAACGGCAUCCAAUCGCUUUGCGAUAAGAGAUAUUCGGGGGUUAACUAACGGCGACACAGGUGGGUGCCAUAUCCGGUUUGGGAACAGGAACGUUACGAAACACACGGGUUUUACGAGUAGCAGUAUUUAACCACCGCAACGCACAGUCGCCACACUGCGAGGGAAGUGGAAACCACACGGAGCAUUCCAUUCGCAACACUAGAAAUAGGAUUUCAACAGUGAAAAGCGCCAUUGGUGGUAGCCGUUGGACGGCUCGUUUGCGGAAACGGCAUGGUCAAUGUUAAGUAUGAACGGGUCAAGCAAACAACUGACCAUGAGACGACCCAGGGUGAGGAGAUCGAACUGGGGACGAACCCCGGGGAACCGGUUCAGGAGCAGGAACCGGCGCAUAACCACAGCCUGUACCAUAAAAGCAGCAGCAGCGUCAGUCACCAUGACAGCUACGGGGGCCAACCGAAACAGUACAUCGUAGCAUCGGGAGGUGCUGGCAAUGCGCGCCACCGCAGGUCAUCCAAGCAACAGGACGGUUUCGGUAACCGUAUCACCUUGACACUGCUGCUAAUCGCUUGCUACUUUUCACUCUCGAUCGGCCUUACGUUCUAUCAGCGUAAUUUGCUGCAACACUUUAAGCUACCACUGUUCGUGGUACUGUACCAUUUGGUGAUCAAACUAGUCCUAUCGGUUAUUGUCAGGGGGAUACUGCGCUGCGCGUACAAGCGACCUCGCAUCCUACUCGAUUGGCGUACGUCUGUACGCAAAAUCCUACCCACCGGAUUGGCCAGCGGUAUCGAUAUCAGCUUCUCGAACUGGGGCCUCGAACUUGUUCAGAUCUCUCUAUACACGAUGACCAAAUCGACAACGAUCGUUUUCAUCCUAAUAUUUGCCAUUCUGCUGAAGCUGGAAAAGAAGAGCUGGUCUCUGGGAGCGAUCGUGAUCAUGAUCUCGGUCGGGCUAUUCAUGUUCACCUACAAAUCAACACAAUUCGAUGCACUGGGCUUUUCCUUCCUGCUGUUCGCUUCGCUCUCGAGCGGCAUCCGAUGGACGUUUGCGCAACUUAUCAUGCAAAAGUCAAAGCUCGGGCUACAUAAUCCGAUCGACAUGAUCUUCCACAUGCAACCGUGGAUGAUACUGUCGGUACUGCCAUUCACGAUCGGUUUCGAGGGACAAAAACUGAUCGAAGGGUUCGACCUCGUGCAGCAGCUGCCGCCAGCUGUGGUGCUGGACGUGUGGCUGAAGAUUUCCGUCGGUGCGUUCAUCGCUUUUGCGAUGGAGGUGAGCGAAUUUAUGGUCCUCACCAACACCUCUAGUCUGACGCUUUCGGUGGCGGGCAUUUUCAAGGAAAUUUGCCAACUCGUGCUGGCGGUCGAGCUGAACGACGAGCACCUUAGCACGGUGAACGUGCUCGGGCUGGUCAUGUGUCUCGGUGGCAUCUGUUGCCAUGUUGUGCAUAAGUUCUUCAUAUACCGCGAUGAUAUGGCCUCCAGGCCGAUGGCACCGAUCGAUACGGCUAGCAGUUACAAUGAGGAUCAGGACGAUGACGAGGAUGAGUCACGGAUCCCGGGACGUCCGCUGGGAGCCGUAGUGUCGGGUGCUACCAAAAAUGGUAGCCUUAAGUUUGGCAACGCGGUCGGUAGCGGGGCACGGUUCAAGAGUGGCCCCCAGUAUCGGCCACUGCUGGUGAACGAUAAUCGCGAUGCCGACGACUCCGAUCACCUGGUGGUGAUGGAAAACCGAAACUACCUUUCCGACGAUAGCGACCAGGAUGGCAACAACGAUACGCAGGACGUACUGUUUGACAUACUAAAGCGCCGUGAACGAUAAUCAUUCCCACUCGCAAAAGAACGGGACGAUGCUUCCUGUAGAAGAGAUGCUUUAUAGGUUCCGUAGUAGAAAUGGUUUGUGUUUUUAAUCAAAUCGAAACCACUGUUGAUGUUGUUGUGAACUAUUUACUUAAAAAGGCACGCACAACGCCUCUGAACGGGUGUCGGCAGAAACCCCUGGAAAAAGCCACGGAACGUCGCGCUCUAGCAUUCCCCAGUCAGCCAUCCAGUGAGAACGGUGCCGUGUGAAUUCCAGUGUCUUUUAAUCGAUUUUUAUGUCAGGAAACAAGUAACAUUAAGCCUAUCCCGAGGGAAGUUAAAUGUAUAUAUACUUAAUUUUGAAUACGCGCGCACGCAUUUCCGCUUUUUUGCCAUAUUACAAACAUGUUUGUCCGUUUUGAUUUGUGGGAUCGGAACUGAUAUCGUUACCAUACCCGGCUGAAGAGCGUGUGUUAUUGACACAGUUCUUUCAACCAUCAGUGAAUAGGUUUAUGUAUUAAUGUAUUUUUUCUGAAGUUUUUUUUUAAAUUUCACUGCGUGGAAAGGAAAAACAAUAUUACAUCCAUCACAAUGUUGUGUGAAUUAUUUGCACAAUCUUCUCGUAGUCAACCUUUACUUACUUACCAUUCCUGCUUAUGCGCACUGGUUAAGUUCUAUUCCAUAACUAGAAAAUGUUAGUAAAAUCGUCGUAAAUUAAAUGUGAAGUGAAUGGAAACAUCAAAAUGAAUACACUUGGCGUCACUAACGCGCCAAAAUUAUUUCCGUGGAGCACGUGGAUAGAUUGAAAAGACUAACUUACCGAAAACCUAUGCAUAUUUUGUUUCCUCUCAGGGCCGUGAUUGUUUUAGACUAUCUUUGAAAUGUUUUGAACCACAUUUUUUGGACUCUGUAGCAAAGCAACUAAAUAAAAUAAAACU
Messenger RNA from Anopheles bellator, 2962 nucleotides. Its product is annotated as solute carrier family 35 member C2. Bases 496 to 2046 code for a protein of 516 amino acids. Gene Ontology annotation, cellular component: Golgi apparatus; cis-Golgi network; endoplasmic reticulum-Golgi intermediate compartment. The transcript is spliced from 6 exons. The record is from RefSeq and is a predicted model, not a curated record. Lineage: Eukaryota; Metazoa; Arthropoda; Insecta; Diptera; Culicidae. Gene Ontology annotation, molecular function: antiporter activity. Gene Ontology annotation, biological process: UDP-glucose transmembrane transport.